AUGGACUUCAGAAGCAUGUUCCAGAAUCCCGAAAAUCAAUGGUCCAGCAAUACUCAGGUCUUCUUUCCGAACGAUCCGCAAUUUGCCAGUUCAACCGAAAGAUGGAACGCUUAUGAGCGACCGACGUACAAGGCCGCAGUUCGUCCGGGGAGUGCGGAAGAUGUGCAGAAGAUCAUCAAACUCGCCGCUUCCAACGAAUUCCCAUUUCUUGUGACUAGUGGAAACCAUGGCUACAGCGCUACCUUUGGCACAUUAGACGACGGCCUUGCUAUUGACAUGAGAAAUUUCAACUCUGUAACUAUCAACGCGGCAGCUAACACCAUGACCAUUGGCGGAGGCACCAUCUUCAAUCAAAUUUACGACCCUCUGUACAACGCGGGAAAAGAGAUCCAGUCCGGCGCUGUCUCUACUGUCGGAGUUCUCGGCAUCACUCUAGGUGGCGGUAUCGGUCGGUAUCAAGGUAUCCAUGGUCUACUUCUUGACGCAUUGCAAUCGGUCCGCAUGGUGACAGCCAAGGGUGACCUCAUCACCGUCUCGUCAGCGUCAAACUCUGACCUCUUCUGGGGCCUGCGAGGUGCUGGCAUGAAUUUCGGAGCUAUAACUGAGGCGACAUACCGCGUGAGCGACUUGACCAAUGGAGGGCAGGUCAGGAACGCAGACCUUAUUUUCCCAGUGAGUGCCGCACCCGAGUUCUUCAAAGCUCUUCCAAGUUUCAAAGCGAAACAGCCGAAGGAAAUGGCGUGCAUUGCGGUGGUCAUUUGCGACAAUGCUUCUGGUGAGGCACAAAUCCUCGUCAACUUCACUUUCCCAGGCCCAGAAGAUGAGUUUAUGAAGUUGAUUCAGCCAUUCCUGGACCUCAAUCCUGGCACCCAGGUCAUCAACACAUUACCGUGGAACGAACUGGUGACGAAAUCCGGUUUUGGAAUCGACGCAUUGCUCGGUGUCAAGGGACAACCGCAUAGCAUCUUCGGCGCCAACCUGAAAAAUAUUGACUCGUCGAAAUGGGUUGAGAUAUUCAACAGGAUGAAUAGCUUCUAUGCUUCGACACCAGCCGCCCGAACUAGCACCAUCGCACUCGAGGUUUUCUCGACUGAGGCCGUCGCUGCAGUACCUGAUGAUGCCACUGCUUACCCAUGGCGCGAUGCUCAGGCUUACGUCAUGUUUCAGAUGGGUUGGACCGAUCCCAGCGCCACCGACGCUGCCACCGCCCUCGCCAUCGAGCUGCGUAACAUGGUGGUAUCCACUUCUGGCUAUAGUGGUCUCACGACAUAUGUCAGUUACGCACACGGCGAAGAAACCCUGGAGCAAAAGUACGGUGCCAACAAGCUGCCCCGUCUCCAAGCACUGAAGAAGAAAUGGGACCCCAAAAAUGUAUUUGCGUACAACAAUGCCAUUGUCCCGUCUACGUAA
Messenger RNA from Endocarpon pusillum Z07020, 1410 nucleotides. RefSeq lists its product as uncharacterized. NCBI's taxonomy places the organism in Eukaryota, Fungi, Ascomycota, Eurotiomycetes, Verrucariales, Verrucariaceae. The record is from RefSeq and is a predicted model, not a curated record. The transcript is spliced from 5 exons. Bases 1 to 1410 code for a protein of 469 amino acids. Gene Ontology annotation, molecular function: FAD binding; oxidoreductase activity.